This is a messenger RNA of Varanus komodoensis (Komodo dragon), 1158 nucleotides long. It is a transcript of the gene XKR6, whose product is annotated as XK related 6. Gene Ontology annotation, cellular component: plasma membrane. The transcript is spliced from 2 exons. NCBI's taxonomy places the organism in Eukaryota, Metazoa, Chordata, Lepidosauria, Squamata, Varanidae. Gene Ontology annotation, biological process: apoptotic process involved in development; phosphatidylserine exposure on apoptotic cell surface; engulfment of apoptotic cell. Bases 10 to 1158 code for a protein of 382 amino acids. The record is from RefSeq and is a predicted model, not a curated record.
AUCCGAACCAUGUACCUGGGGAUCCAAAGCCAGAGACAGAAGGAACACCAGCGGCGCUUCUACUGGGCUAUGAUGUACGAAUAUGCUGAUGUGAACAUGCUGCGUCUCUUGGAAACCUUCCUGGAGAGCGCUCCCCAAUUGGUGCUACAGCUCUGCAUAAUGAUCCAAAAGAACCGUGCAGACACGUUACCGUGUGUGUCUUCUGUGGCCUCCCUCAUGUCCCUGGCUUGGGUGCUAGCCUCCUAUCACAAGCUGCUCCGGGACUCCAGGGAUGACAAGAAGAGCAUGAGCUACAGAGGGGCCCUUAUCCACCUCUUCUGGCGCCUCUUCACCAUCUCAUCCCGGGUUAUCUCUUUUGCCCUCUUUGCUUCCAUCUUCCAGCUCUACUUCGGGAUCUUUGUCGUGGUCCACUGGUGCGCCAUGGCCUUCUGGAUCAUCCAUGGCGGGACAGACUUCUGCAUGUCCAAAUGGGAGGAGAUCCUGUUCAACAUGGUGGUAGGGAUUGUGUACAUCUUUUGCUGGUUUAAUGUCAAAGAAGGGCGGACCCGAUACCGAAUGUUUGCCUAUUACACCAUAGUCUUGACAGAGAACGCGGCCUUGACGCUGCUCUGGUAUUGUUACAGAGAUCCUGACACCACUGACUCCUACGCCGUGCCAGCGCUGUGCUGCGUCUUCCUUAGCUUCGCCGCGGGGAUCGCGCUGAUGCUCUUGUAUUACGGUGUCCUGCAUCCCAUGGGGCCGAGAGCUAAGAUUUUUGCCAGCUCUUGUUGCGCCGAGCUGCUCUGGGGCAUCCCUUUGCCCCCUGACAUCGAGCCCAUGGCUCCCCAGGCCCCUGGGUACAGGGCGGCUCAGGUCACGCCUACCAGAGCAGCGAUGGAGCAGCAGGAAGAGCUCACAGCUGACACCUGCCUGCCUGUUUUCCAGGUGAGAGCGAUGGUGCCGCCAACUCCGUCCGGGAGGCCCGCCCACCCAGAAGGCCCUCUCAUUAAGAUAGACAUCCCAAGGAAGAGGUACCCGGCUUGGGACGCUCAUUUUGUAGACAGGAGGUUGAGAAGGACUAUAAAUAUCCUUCAGUAUGUUACUCCCACUGCUGUAGGGAUAAGAUACAGAGAUGGACCUCUCUUAUAUGAAUUGCUACAGUAUGAAUCUUCACUUUAA